AGAAAGGUUGUCACAUGUAAGAAGUGUGUUGAAGUGUAAAUCUAAAGUGAAAAAGUGUGUCUCAGCCUAAUUUUUUCCGAGAAAAAUCUGUCUUCAUCUUCUUCUUCGUCUCCACUGAAACGCGGCGUGAGAACAAGUUUCCGCGGAUCUGAAUCAUCAUUUUGUCUGGAAUUCGAAGGAAGGAACAACCAUGGGUUUGGUCGGAGAAACAGUAGACUCAAUCAAAUCAAUAAAGAUCCGUCAGCUUCUCACUCAGGCCGUCACGCUCGGUAUGAUCGUGACGUCAGCGUUGAUAAUAUGGAAGGCGUUGAUGUGUGUGACUGGCACUGAGUCUCCAGUAGUUGUUGUUCUCUCUGGAAGCAUGGAACCUGGCUUCAAGAGAGGGGAUAUAUUGUUCUUGACCAUGACCAAAGAUCCCAUUAGAACAGGCGAGAUUGUUGUUUUCAAUGUUGAUGGUCGUGACAUUCCCAUCGUCCAUCGUGCCAUCAAAGUUCAUGAGAGGGAAAACACUGGACAUGUUGAUGUUCUAACAAAAGGUGACAACAAUGACGUGGAUGACAUUGGUCUCUAUGCUGAUGGGCAGUUUUGGCUUCACAGGCACCAUAUAAUGGGCAGAGCUGUUGGGUUUUUGCCUUAUGUUGGAUGGGUGACUAUUAUCAUGUCAGAGAAGCCUAUCAUCAAGUAUAUACUAAUUGGUGCAUUGGGUUUGCUCGUUAUAACAUCCAAAGACUGAGACAAACAUAAAGAUAAGCAUGUCUGUGGUCAGGGAAGUGGCUUCUGCAACUGCAACCCCUCAUUAGUCAUGUUCUUGAGAACAUAUCAGAUAUUAUAAUUGAACUACAGAUUCUUACAAACCAGAUUUUAUAAUUUAUACAAUUUUUUGCCUUAAGUCAGCAAUGUUUUCGUGACAAUUUCUUUAACAGCAUUGUCUGUGACUUCCUUCCCACUCAAGCGGAUAGAUUGAGUUCUGAAGGGAUGCACUGAUUUAUUCAA
Molecule: messenger RNA, 993 nt
Organism: Raphanus sativus (radish)
Lineage: Eukaryota; Viridiplantae; Streptophyta; Magnoliopsida; Brassicales; Brassicaceae
Exons: 8
Coding region: 191-733 (180 amino acids)
Cellular component (GO): signal peptidase complex; membrane
Molecular function (GO): serine-type endopeptidase activity
Source: RefSeq, a predicted model, not a curated record